Magallana angulata is the source of this 1663-nucleotide messenger RNA. RefSeq lists its product as uncharacterized. The record is from RefSeq and is a predicted model, not a curated record. The transcript has 10 exons. Gene Ontology annotation, molecular function: glutathione transferase activity. NCBI's taxonomy places the organism in Eukaryota, Metazoa, Mollusca, Bivalvia, Ostreida, Ostreidae. Bases 63 to 1406 code for a protein of 447 amino acids. Gene Ontology annotation, biological process: glutathione metabolic process.
CACGAAUUUUAAAUAAUCAAUAGAUACCCUCUUUCAAAGCAAAACGUAAACAAACAGCAGAUAUGCCCAAGUUUGUGCUCCAUUAUUUUGAUGCGCGAGGGAGGGGCGAGCCCGCCCGUCUGCUGUUCGCUGUCGCGGGUAUACCGUUCCAAGACAGACGAGUUUCCCAAGAGGAAUGGCCAGCGAUCAAACCAAAAAUACCUGGGGGUACCUUGCCGUAUCUGGAGGUGGAAGGGGUAGGAAUCACCCAGAGCAUGGUCAUCUACCGCCAUUUAGCAAGGCUGUUUGGUCUAGAUGGGGAUACGGUUUUGGAUAAGGCGCAUGUGGAAGAAAUUACAGAAUAUUUGAUAGAAAUGAAGAUAAAAUAUAUGAGUGGACUCGCAUUUCCACCGAAAGAUGAUGAGGAAAAACUAAAACAAAUGAAAGAAGAAUUCAUGACAAAACUACAGGCAUGUUGUUGUCAGAUUGACAGAAUAUUACAAACCAACAAGUCAACGGAAGGAUGGGCUGUGGGCAAAAAGUUAACGUUUGCCGACAUCAUGAUGUUUGAAGCAUUUGAACACGUGCUGUCUUCUAUGCCGGAAGUGCUAGACAAAUAUCCAAGGAUUCAAAAGUGUCGCAAGAAACUGCAGUCGCUGAAGAAACUCCAAGAAUACCUCAGCAAAAGAAAAGUUACCGCAUUCAAAUGGUCAAAAUUCAGAGCAACACUAGAGCGGGUAUAUAAACAGGCUCUCUGGGCUUCGUUUCGUCAGUGCUGUUACGAUAGCUGUACAGGUCACAAGUAUACAAUGCCCAAGUACGUGUUUACUUACUUCGAUGGCCGUGGUCGGGGGGAACCCGGGAGGAUGCUCUUUGCUGUGGCGGGGGUCCCAUUUGAGGAUAAACGCAUUUCACAGGAAGAAUGGCCCGCCCUAAAAUCAAAGACUCCCAGCGGCUCCAUGCCCCUUCUAGAAGUCGAUGGUCAAAUAUUGACACAGAGUAUGGUCAUCUUUCGUCACCUAGCCAGGUGUUUUGGUCUUGACGGUGACAAUUUACUAGAUAAAGCCAGGGUGGAUGAAAUUGUGGAAUACCUAGUUGAGGUUAAAACUGCCGGGUUCAAAUUACUCUUUCCUCCUACAGAUCCGGAAGCCCUAAAAAAAGUGAAGGAGGACUUCCAAACUGCCUUGGAGAAAUCCUGCGGUCAGAUAGAAAGGAUCAUGUCUUGCAACAAAGCUAGCGAUGGCUGGGCAGUUGGCAAAAAGAUGAGUGCUGCUGAUGUUAUGCUGUUUGAGGCGUUUGAAUCCGCCCUCUCGAAAGACGCCGCUGUCCUUGACAAAUUCCCCAAAAUCAAAGCCUGUCGUCAGAAGGUACAAGAGUGCAAGAAAAUGAAAGAGUACUUGGCCAACAGAAAAAAUACACCUUUCUGAGAACAUUUUUCUAGUCAGCUGGUCUUGAAAAUAAAAUCCAGAAAAAUAUUCUGCAGGGAAGAUCUGACGCGGAUUCGCAUAGUUUAACCUUUGCAAAUGGGAUAAGAGGGAAAAACACAACGCGGGUUAUACCUUUACGUCUGAGUCUCAUAUACUCAUGAGUUUUUAGAGACAUACAUGUGUACUUUCAUGGCAUUUUAUUUGUCGACAUUCCGUUUAUUUGUUUUUUCUAUAUCUAAUAAAAAUAUGAAUAUGAA